UGUGGGUAGGAGACGGCCGUCGACGGAGGCGCCAUUUUGUGAGGCGGCCGUACCCUGUUGGUAUCCCUUGGCAGAAAACCGCUACUGCUGCUACUUCCGUCCUUCCUGGGGGAAAAACAAAAUUUGAACCUUUUGGAGCAGUGUGCUAGAUCUUCAGCAGGACAAUGGGUUCAGACAAACGAGUGAGUAGAACAGAACGCAGUGGAAGAUACGGGUCCAUCAUAGACAGGGAUGAUCGUGAUGAGCGUGAAUCCAGAAGCAGGAGGAGGGACUCAGAUUACAAAAGAUCUAGUGAUGAUCGGAGGGGUGAUAGAUAUGAUGACUACCGAGACUAUGACAGUCCAGAGAGAGAACGUGAAAGAAGGAACAGUGACCGAUCCGAAGAUGGCUACCAUUCAGAUGGUGACUAUGGCGAGCAUGACUAUAGGCAUGACAUCAGUGAUGAGAGGGAGAGCAAGACCAUCAUGCUUCGCGGCCUUCCCAUCACCAUCACGGAGAGCGAUAUUCGAGAAAUGAUGGAAUCCUUUGAAGGCCCUCAGCCUGCGGACGUGAGGCUGAUGAAGAGGAAAACAGGUGUAAGCCGUGGUUUCGCCUUCGUGGAGUUUUAUCACUUGCAAGAUGCUACCAGCUGGAUGGAAGCCAAUCAGAAAAAGCUGGUGAUUCAAGGAAAGCAUAUUGCAAUGCAUUAUAGCAAUCCCAGACCUAAGUUUGAAGAUUGGCUUUGUAACAAGUGCUGCCUUAACAAUUUCAGGAAAAGACUAAAAUGCUUCCGAUGUGGAGCAGACAAGUUUGACUCUGAACAGGAAGUGCCCCCUGGAACGACAGAAUCAGUUCAGUCUGUGGAUUACUACUGCGAUACAAUCAUACUUCGAAACAUAGCUCCACACACUGUGGUGGAUUCCAUCAUGACAGCACUGUCUCCCUACGCGUCCUUAGCUGUCAAUAACAUUCGCCUCAUAAAAGACAAACAGACCCAGCAGAACAGAGGCUUCGCGUUUGUGCAGCUGUCUUCUGCAAUGGAUGCUUCUCAGCUGCUUCAGAUACUACAGAGUCUCCAUCCUCCUUUGAAAAUUGAUGGCAAAACUAUUGGGGUUGAUUUUGCAAAAAGUGCCAGAAAAGACUUGGUCCUCCCAGAUGGUAACCGGGUCAGUGCUUUCUCCGUGGCUAGUACAGCCAUUGCUGCCGCUCAGUGGUCUUCCACCCAGUCUCAGAGUGGCGAAGGAGGCAAUGUUGACUACAGUUACCUGCAGCCAGGCCAAGAUGGGUACACCCAGUAUGCUCAGUACUCACAGGAUUACCAACAGUUUUAUCAGCAACAGGCUGGAGGAUUGGAAUCUGAUGCAUCAUCUGCAUCAGGCACAGCAGUGACCACCACCUCAGCGGCUGUAGUAUCUCAGAGUCCCCAACUAUAUAAUCAGACCUCCAAUCCACCCGGCUCUCCGACUGAGGAAGCACAGCCUAGCACUAGCACAAGUACACAGGCCCCAGCCGCUUCCCCCACUGGUGUAGUUCCUGGUACCAAAUAUGCAGUGCCUGACACGUCCACUUACCAGUAUGAUGAAUCUUCAGGAUAUUACUAUGAUCCGACAACAGGGCUGUACUAUGACCCCAACUCGCAGUACUACUACAAUUCCUUAACCCAGCAGUACCUGUACUGGGAUGGAGAGAAGGAGACUUACGUGCUGGCUGCAGAGUCUAACUCCCACCAGCAGACGGGCCUACCUCCUGUAAAAGAGGGGAAGGAAAAGAAGGAGAAACCCAAGAGCAAAACAGCACAGCAGAUUGCCAAAGACAUGGAACGCUGGGCUAAGAGUUUAAACAAGCAGAAAGAAAAUUUUAAAAACAGCUUUCAACCUGUCAAUUCUUUGAGGGAAGAAGAAAGGAGAGAAUCUGCUGCAGCAGAUGCUGGCUUUGCUCUCUUUGAGAAGAAGGGAGCCUUAGCAGAAAGGCAGCAGCUCAUCCCCGAAUUGGUGCGAAAUGGAGACGAGGAGAAUCCCCUCAAAAGGGGUCUGGUUGCUGCUUACAGUGGUGAUAGUGACAAUGAAGAGGAGCUGGUGGAGAGACUUGAGAGUGAAGAAGAAAAGCUGGCCGACUGGAAGAAGAUGGCCUGCCUGCUCUGCCGGCGCCAGUUCCCAAACAGAGACGCCCUGGUCAGGCACCAGCAGCUCUCAGACCUACACAAGCAAAACAUGGACAUCUACCGACGAUCCAGGCUGAGCGAGCAGGAGCUGGAAGCCUUGGAGCUGAGGGAGAGAGAGAUGAAAUACCGGGAUCGAGCCGCAGAAAGACGGGAGAAGUACGGCAUUCCAGAACCUCCAGAACCUAAGCGCAAGAAGCAGUUUGAUGCUGGCACUGUGAAUUACGAGCAGCCCACCAAAGAUGGCAUUGACCACAGUAACAUUGGCAACAAGAUGCUGCAGGCCAUGGGUUGGCGGGAAGGCUCAGGUUUGGGAAGAAAGUGUCAAGGCAUCACAGCCCCCAUUGAGGUAAGCAGUGGCUUGCAGGCUUAUCCCAGAGAUGAGAUGAGAUUGAAGCACCCAGAGGACCUAGGACCCAGUGGGAGUUGUCUUCUCUGCAGCCCUCCCAUAUUUCACGCUCCUUUUAAGAUGUCAGUGGAAGGAAUGGGUGUGGCACCCUACUUGAUUUUUCUGGUCUUUUGGUAUCUUUGGGUAAAACCUACCUUCUCCCAAGGGCUGUGUCUUUCUAUGUCCUUUGUUAUAAACAAACCCUAACUUAACACCAAUUCAGACCCGUGUAGCUUAGAUUGGAUUUUUAGAAAGGUACUGUGCUUUAGUUUCUAAGUGAUUUUGCUUAUGUAUAAAACAAAUUAUAAUUUAGUAGGAUUUCCAUCCAUGAUAAGAAAUCCUUUACUCAGAGUCCAGGAGCAGAGGCCCUCAACCACUGGCCUUCUAGACAAAAGCACCGCCAGUGAUUGCUCCCUCUCUGACCCGGCAACAUAGCUUAGGUCAGACUCUUACUGUUGAUUUGUGCAAGCGAGUUCUGCUGACUUCAAGCUGUCCUGCUGUGAUCUGUGCCCAAAAUUACCAGACCUUCCCUGGGCUUCAGUGCAAUGCUUUGUGCUUUGGGGCCCGUACAGUGCUUGCUGAACAGGCAUAGGAGUAGGGGAGGGUACGGUUCUAUCUGCCUGUCUCCCUUACCUAUUUGAUCCCUUCAGUCCUUAAACCUACUCCAGGUCUCCAAUAUAGAAAUCCAUGUCUUCAUUUAAAACUUCCUCUCCUGUCUUCCAGAGGGUGGUCCAGCUCAGUAGGGAGUGGGUUAGAUAAGGGGGAGAGGGAGCAGUCCACACCCUACCUGCCAGCUGCUGACAGCAGUUUUAUCCCCCCCAGGCUCAAGUCCGGCUAAAAGGAGCUGGCCUAGGAGCCAAAGGCAGCGCAUACGGACUGUCUGGUGCAGAUUCCUACAAAGAUGCUGUCCGGAAGGCCAUGUUUGCCCGGUUCACUGAGAUGGAGUGAGACUCAGAGAGAGGAUG
Molecule: messenger RNA, 3490 nt
Organism: Physeter macrocephalus (sperm whale)
Lineage: Eukaryota; Metazoa; Chordata; Mammalia; Artiodactyla; Physeteridae
Gene: RBM5
Product: RNA binding motif protein 5
Exons: 24
Coding region: 165-2732 (855 amino acids)
Biological process (GO): mRNA splicing, via spliceosome
Cellular component (GO): nucleus
Molecular function (GO): RNA binding
Source: RefSeq, a predicted model, not a curated record